Messenger RNA from Chlorocebus sabaeus (green monkey), 2692 nucleotides. The record is from RefSeq and is a predicted model, not a curated record. NCBI's taxonomy places the organism in Eukaryota, Metazoa, Chordata, Mammalia, Primates, Cercopithecidae.
CCCAACGUGUGGCGGCUCGCGACCCCCGGCAACCCGGGGAAGGUCGGCGGAGCGGCCCGCGCCAGCGAGUGAGUACCUGCCGACUGUGCACAGCUCCGCCCGCCCCUCCCUGCCUCCUUCUCUUCCUCAGCGGGUCCGUGGCCCACUCCUCUCCGGGAGGGGCGCCUCCCGACGCCGAGACAAAAGGAUGCCACGGAGAAAGAAAAAAGUUAAAGAAGUCUCCGAAUCUCGGAACCUGGAGAAGAAGGAUGUGGAAACUACCACUUCUUUCAGUGUGAAGAGGAAGCGUAGACUUGAGGAUGCAUUCAUUGUGAUAUCCGAUAGUGAUGGAGAGGAACCAAAGGAGGAAAAUGGAUUGCAGAAAAUGAAGACAAAACAGUCAAAUAGAGCAAAGUGUUUGGCCAAAAGAAAAAUUGCACAGAUGACAGAAGAAGAACAGUUUGCUCUGGCUCUCAAAAUGAGUGAGCAGGAAGCUAGGGAAGUGAACAGCCAGGAGGAGGAAGAAGAGGAGCUCUUGAGGAAAGCCAUUGCUGAAAGCCUGAAUAGUUGCCGGCCUUCUGAUGCUUCUGCUACCAGAUCUCGACCUCUGGCCACUGGACCAUCUUCCCAGUCCCACCAAGAGAAAACCACAGACUCUGGGAUCACUGAAGGCAUAUGGCAGCUGGUACCUCCAUCACUGUUUAAAGGCUCACAUAUCAGUCAGGGAAACGAGGCUGAGGAAAGAGAGGAGCCUUGGGACCACACUGAAAAAACUGAAGAGGAGCCGGUCUCUGGCAGCUCAGGAAGCUGGGACCAGUCGAGCCAGCCAGUGUUUGAGAAUGUGAACGUUAAAUCUUUUGACAGAUGUACUGGCCACUUGGCUGAGCACACACAGUGUGGGAAGCCACAGGAAAGUACUGGGAGGGGUUCUUUUCUCAGAGCUGCCCAGGGUAGCGGGGACACAUCUAGGCACUGUCUGCCUACCCUAGCAGAUGCCAAAGGUCUCCAGGACAUUGGGGGCACUGUGAACUACUUCUGGGGUAUUCCAUUCUGCCCUGAUGGAGUAGACCCUAACCAGUAUACCAAGGUCAUUCUCUGCCAGUUGGAGGUUUAUCAAAAGAGUCUGAAAAUGGCUCAGAGGCAGCUCUUAAAAAAAAAAGAUUUUGGGGAACCAGUGUUACCUAGACCUCCUUCUCUGAUCCAGAAUGAAUGUGGCCAAGGAGAGCAGGCUAGUGAAAAAAAUGAAUGCAUCUCGGAAGAUAUGGGAGAUGAAGACAAAGAGGAGAGGCAGGAGUCUAGGGCAUCUGACUGGCACUCAAAAACCAAGGAUUUCCAGGAAAGCUCAAUUAAAAGCUUGAAAGAGAAACUUUUGUUGGAGGAAGAACCAACAACCAGUCAUGGUCAGUCUUCCCAAGGGGUUGUUGAAGAAACUUCUGAAGAGGGAAACUCUGUACCUGCUUCACAAAGUGUUGCUCCUUUGACCAGUAAGAGAAGCUUAGUCCUUAUGCCAGAGAGUUCUGCAGAAGAAAUCACUGUUUGUCCUGAGACGCAACUAAGUUCCUCUGAAACUUUUGACCUUGAAAGAGAAGUCUCUCCGGGUAGCAGAGAUAUCUUGGAUGGAGUCAGAAUAAUAAUGACAGAUAAGGAGGUUGGUAACAAGGAAGAUGCUGAGAAGGAAGUACCUAUUUCUAUCUUCUCAUCCAGUAACCAGGUAUCCUGCCCGCUGUGUAACCAAAGCUUUCCACCCACAAAGAUUGAACGACAUGCCAUGUACUGCAAUGGUCUGAUGGGAGAAGAUACAGUGGUUCAGCUUAAGACUUUUUCAUAUCCUGCUGUUAGUGAAAUAUUGUGCUGGAUGCUGAGGGUGAGGAGGAGCGGCCCAAAAGACCCAAAAGAUGUAUUGACUCGGAGACAAAAAGAGGCCAAGACCAAGAGUGACAGUGGGACAGCUGCCCAGACUUCUCUAGACAUUGACAAGAAUGAGAAGUGUUAUCUCUGUAAAUCCCUGGUCCCAUUUAGAGAGUAUCAGUGUCAUGUGGACUCCUGUCUCCAGCUUGCAAAGGCUGACCAAGGAGAUGGGCCUGAAGGGAGUGGAAGAGCAUGUUCAACUGUGGUGGGGAAGCGGCAGCAGAGGCUGCGGAACCCAAAGGAAAAAGGCCACAGUGAAGGCCGACUCCUUAGUUUCUUGGAACAGUCUGAGCACAAGACUUCAGAUGCAGACAUCAAGUCUUCAGAAACAGGAGCCUUCAGGGUGCCCUCACCAGGGAUGGAAGAGGCAGGCUGCAGCAGAGAGAGGCAGAGUUCCUUCACACAUCGUAACUUAAAUGAAUCUCCCAUCAAGUCUUUUGUUUCCAUUUCAGAAGCCACAGAUUGCUUAGUGGACUUUAAAAAGCAAGUUACUGUCCAGCCGGGUAGUCGGACACGGACCAAAGUUGGCAGAGGAAGAAGGAGAAAAUUCUGAAUUUCUAGGGUCCAAAAGUUGACAAAGCCAUUAGUAGGAGGGGUGGGCCAUGUUCGUUAAGCCAUAGUGGUCCCUAGUUCAUUGUUGAGCAAGUUUCAGCCCUGCAGUGUCCACCACCAGCACCCCCUCAGCAUUCUGGUUUUAUGUUUUUUAUGACCUAUGCAGACAACUGUGUAUAGUAUUCUGUUUUAUAACAGUUUUUCUGAAUUCACUUACAGUUAAAAAUUUAAAUAUAUUUAUGUUUGUAUGAAA